Molecule: messenger RNA, 2046 nt
Organism: Penicillium maclennaniae
Lineage: Eukaryota; Fungi; Ascomycota; Eurotiomycetes; Eurotiales; Aspergillaceae
Product: putative alpha-L-rhamnosidase B
Exons: 3
Coding region: 1-2046 (681 amino acids)
Biological process (GO): carbohydrate metabolic process
Source: RefSeq, a predicted model, not a curated record
AUGAAGAUGGUACGCGCGUACUGGCCCGCUCUGUUGGUGAGUUUAUGUUCACUCCUCACUUUGAGUGAUGCUCAAAGUUGUUGGCGCAACACUUCAUGUUCUGGCCCUACCGAGAGUGCUUUCAGCGGGGAUUGGGAGAAGAACAUCUAUGCCCCGACGUCGCGAACAGUCCGACCUUCAACUCUAUCAAAUUUGAAAAUGAAUGCCAGCACCACUUCCUUACAUCCAACUAGAGCAACAUUACAUGGUAAUGGCUCUUUGGUAGUGUUCGAUUUCGGUAAAGAAGUCGGAGGCAUCGUUCACCUCGAGUAUAGUUCCAGCGGUAGUGGGGCACUAGGACUCGCAUUCAGUGAAGCUAAAGAUUGGAUCGGGGAGUGGUCGGACUCCUCGAACAGCUUGUACCAUGAUGGUGCCCUGUAUGCAAAUUUCAGUUCACCGGGGAGGCACUCCUACGACAUGCCGGAUCAGUAUCUGCGUGGAGGAUUUCGCUACUUGACCGUCUUUUUGAUCACCGAUAGCUCUGUGGAUGUGGAGCUGAGUGACUUGAAUGUUGAGCUGGAUUUCCAACCGACUUGGUCCAAUCUCCGCGCCUAUCAGGGUUACUUCCAUUGCAGUGAUGAGCUGUUGAAUCGUAUCUGGUACAGUGGCGCCUACACGCUGCAGAGCAAUCAAGUGCCGGUUGAUACUGGACGAAUCACCAGUGGGCUCAAGUCCGGAUGGUUGAACAAUGGAACUCUUGGGCCAGGCGAUACGAUCAUAGUCGAUGGCGCGAAGAGAGACCGUGCAGUCUGGCCUGGCGAUAUGGGCAUUGCCGUCCCAUCAACAUUUGUGAGCCUAGGAGAUCUUAACAGCGUGAAGUAUGCUCUUCAAAUCAUGUAUAACACACAGGAUAAAUCAACGGGUGCUUUUGCGGAGUCUGGACCACCCCUCAGCCAAACUGGCUCUGAUACCUACCAUAUGUGGUCCAUGAUUGGCACUUACAAUUACGUACUUUAUACUAACAACACCGACUUCCUUGAGGAGAACUGGGACGGCUAUCUUCAUGCCAUGGACUAUAUCUAUGGCAAGGUGACUUACCCCAGUGGUCUCCUCAACGUGACGGGUAUCCGUGAUUGGGCCCGCUGGCAGCAAGGAUACAACAAUACCGAGGCCCAGAUGAUACUAUACCAUACUCUGCGAACAGGUGCAACGCUUGCCUCGUGGGUCCAGGACUCUACAAAUCUCUCGGACACCUGGAAUUCAAGAGCAGAAAAGCUCAAAACCGCCAUCAACACCUACUGCUGGGACGAAACCUAUGGUGCCUUCAAAGACAACGCAACUGAAACAGUGCUCCACCCACAAGAUGCAAACAGCAUGGCGAUCCUCUUUAAUGUUGUCGACUCAAAACGCGCAGCUAGCAUCUCCGAUAAACUCACCAAAAACUGGACACCGAUCGGAGCCGUGGCACCUGAACUUCCUGACAAUAUCGCCUCGUUUAUCUCAUCGUUCGAGAUUCAGAGCCAUUUUGUCGUCCAGAGACCUAAUCGGGCACUGGAUCUGAUCCGUCGCAGCUGGGGUUGGUAUAUCAACAACCCCAAUGGUACAGAAAGUACCGUCAUUGAAGGGUACCUGGCAAACGGAACCUUUGGAUACCGCAGCAGUCGAGGGUAUGGCUAUGAUGCUUCUUACGUUUCCCAUUCGCACGGAUGGUCAUCUGGUCCGACUUCUGCAUUGACCGAGUAUAUUGUCGGUCUCUCCGUCAGUUCCCCGCUCGGUAUGACCUGGUCUAUCUCGCCACAGUUUGCGGAUCUGGAGUUUGCUGAAGCAGGCUUUGUGACCGAUCUUGGGAAGUUCCAGGCUUCUUGGACAAGAGAAUCGAAUCACUACACCUUGAACUUUACUGUGCCCGGUGGUACUGUGGGGAAUCUUAGUCUACCAUUUAUUACGGCGUCGAGGAAACCCUCAAUCACUAUCAAUGGGGACCAGGUGACAAAGCACGUCAUCUAUGCGGAUGAUACAGCGAUAUUUGGUGUGGAUGGAGGAUCUUAUAAAGUAGUAGUUCGAUAA